AAUAAUGUGUGAGUUGGGGCAAGUUAGAGCCAUUACCGAAACCACACAUAUUGGUUUGACCCAUACCCGACCCACCUAAACUCUAACACGGGUAUAACUAUAAUAGUAAAGUACAACAAAUUGAAUACCAGAUGAAUUAGGGUUUAAUCUUCCUUUUGUCCCUCUUGUUGGAGUGUGUGUGUAUAUAUAUAUAUGGAUCCUCCUCAAUCAGGCAUGGAAUCUGAAAAGGAGAUUAAGAGUGUAAUUGAAGUAAUGGCAGCUAGUGGCAAGUAUUGGCAUGACUGGGACAAGCUCAAGGGCAUGCUUUCAAUCCAUCUUAAGCAGGUCCUGUCAGAUUAUCCCGAGGCAAAAAUGACUAUCGAACAGCAACAAUCUUGUUUAGGGGUGAGCUUUCCCGAGUUGGCGAAAAGGUUGGAUGAUGCUCUCAACAGCUUUGCUGAAGGCCCUCCGUUUACUUUGCAAAGACUUUGUGAGAUUUUGUUGGAUGCACGGAACAUUUAUUCCAAGCUGUCAAAGCUUGCAUUGGCUCUAGAAAAGAAUUUGUUAGUUACAUCAACAUUGACCAUCUCCAGCGAUCCAUAUGCAUUGUCUACCUUACAAAAUGCAACAGUAGCAGACAGAGAAACCAAAGAUUCCCCAGUUCAAUGUAAUUUAGUGUCCAAUGGAGUGGAACCUAUAGCCAGUGCAGGUGAUGCAGAUGAAGUAAUGGCUGAGGUAGAAGAGGCCGAAGUUGAGGAUGUUAUUGACAUGGAUACGAUUGAAGCAAUAGUUAGAUCAUCUGAAGCAGAUACUGCGCCUGCCACUACCAGUGAUUCAUAAUGCCCUGUUCUAUGUAGCGAUUGUUUUCAUGUCAAAUACAGGAUGUGUGUGGAUGGAGAAGAGUAAUGUCUUUGAAAAUGUAUUUGUGUUGGAGAAGUAAUGCAGAUCUUGAUGUGUGGAUGUGCCUCUUGGCCUCUCCCCCCACCCCAAAUGAUAAUUUUAUAUUUUUAUGAUCAGUUGGAACCGUAUCUCCGAGUGGAGAUGGUUAUUUUUUC
Messenger RNA from Capsicum annuum, 1034 nucleotides. Its product is annotated as serine/threonine-protein phosphatase 4 regulatory subunit 2. NCBI's taxonomy places the organism in Eukaryota, Viridiplantae, Streptophyta, Magnoliopsida, Solanales, Solanaceae. Gene Ontology annotation, biological process: protein dephosphorylation. The record is from RefSeq and is a predicted model, not a curated record. Gene Ontology annotation, cellular component: protein phosphatase 4 complex; cytoplasm; nucleus. The transcript is spliced from 7 exons. Bases 193 to 819 code for a protein of 208 amino acids. Gene Ontology annotation, molecular function: protein phosphatase regulator activity.